AUGCGUGCCGUGUCGAUCUUUUCCUUGCUCGCCUUGAGCUCCUUCGCCGCCGCGGCUGGGGUUGAGUCUCGCUCUUCAUCCUCUGAGUCGUACAGUCUUUAUGCGUAUGGCGACGGCGUCGGGGGACUCCCACUGUACUACAGCGAAGGUAACGCAGUCGUCGGCAAGAAUGCUCCUGCAAAUGCCACCGAAGUGACAUUCUCCCCUUCCUCGUCUGGAGGUUCGAUGGUCGGAAACCCAGCCAAUAGCACCAGCACCAAGAGUUCUUUCUCGGAUCAGGAGCUCUUUGUUCCAAGUUCAGACUCGACUAGUACCCAAGUUGGCUUUACCAGCAACUCAACUGCUACCGACGAUGAAGUAACGAACAAAUUUGUUUGGUAUGGCCAUUUCCUGCUGGUUGAAGAGGAGAGUGGCGAGUACACGUCACUGUUCUAUGUCAAGAAGACAAGUAAUGAAGACGUUUAUUCCCUGCAGUGGAAUGUCACGGACGAGGACGAUGGCGAGUUUAUUUCUGUGUCGAUGAGAUCGAUCGCGCCGUCGAAUGCAUGA
Penicillium pulvis is the source of this 549-nucleotide messenger RNA. RefSeq lists its product as uncharacterized. The record is from RefSeq and is a predicted model, not a curated record. The transcript is spliced from 3 exons. NCBI's taxonomy places the organism in Eukaryota, Fungi, Ascomycota, Eurotiomycetes, Eurotiales, Aspergillaceae. The coding region runs from base 1 to 549 and encodes 182 amino acids.